Molecule: messenger RNA, 264 nt
Organism: Penicillium cataractarum
Lineage: Eukaryota; Fungi; Ascomycota; Eurotiomycetes; Eurotiales; Aspergillaceae
Exons: 1
Coding region: 1-264 (87 amino acids)
Source: RefSeq, a predicted model, not a curated record
AUGGUUGUAGCGGCUGGCCCUAUCACAGGGCAGAAGAGCCCUCUUGGCGAAGAGGACGAGAGGGGAACUCUCCCCAAUGAUGCGAUCGGGCUACUUUUGGCGCUAACGUUCAGCCCUCGUUUGGACACUCCACUUUUGCGACCCACUGCGGUCCUCGACGGGCCGGAAACCUUCAGUAAACAAGAACGUCAAAAGGGCCUAGGAUCUUCGACAGCUCUGCACGGAUCUUCUCUCCACGGUCAGGCCAUCCAUGGUUCGAACUGA